Chelonia mydas (Green sea turtle) is the source of this 5097-nucleotide messenger RNA. RefSeq names its product post-glycosylphosphatidylinositol attachment to proteins 6 (gene PGAP6). Lineage: Eukaryota; Metazoa; Chordata; Testudines; Cheloniidae. Bases 108 to 2465 code for a protein of 785 amino acids. The transcript has 13 exons. Gene Ontology annotation, cellular component: plasma membrane. The record is from RefSeq and is a predicted model, not a curated record.
CGGGGCGGGACUCAGCAGCCAGGGAGCCGCAAGGGCGGCGAUGGGGUCCCGCGGCGGAAGGAGUCCGCGGCCCCGGGCGGCGAUGCCGGGAUAGCGCAGCCGGUGCCAUGGUGCGGGCAGCGGGCCUAGCGCUCGGGCUCCUCCUCCUGCGGCUGCUGCAGCUUCUCUCGCUUCCCGCCGCCGGCAGCAGCCGGCCCGGCGGCCCCGGCGACCUCGUGUACAUCUCUGAGUAUUUCUCUCAGAGUGCCCAGAAGCUGUCCUUCUACAGCUGGUAUGGGAACGCCAAGCUGUUCCGCUUCCAGGUGCCAGAGGACACGGUUCUGCUGCGCUGGCUCCUGCAGGCGUCCAAGGGAAAAGGACCUGAGUGCACCAGUAUGGACAUCACCAUCCACUUCCGUUAUGGAGCCCCUCCCGUCAUUAACCCACUGGGCACUCAGUUUCCCUCAAACGCGACUGUCCGCCCAUCCUACAACCUGACCAUGACUCUGAGCAUCACCCUGCAGAACAGCACCUUUGUGAACAUCACCACCCCAGCUGCUGGAGACUGGUUCAUCGCUGCUCACCUGCCUCAGGCUGCAGGCAAGAUCGAAGUGAAGGGCUUCUCCACUCCAUGCGCCUAUAUAUUCCAGCCGGACAUGUUUGUGCUGAGACUUGUUGAUAUCCCUGUCCUGGAACCGGACACUCCCCUGCAGCAAACCAUUGCCUCGCCUGCUAGACCACUGCAUGUCAAGGUCUUCAUCCCCGAGUACACUGCCACAAUGCAGUUCACACUGCGGAGCUGUGUGGUGAACAGCACAAAGGCAUGUGCCAUACGGGUCGUGCUGGGCUCCAUCAUGCUGCCGCAGUCCUUCCAGAAAACCCUCAGCUGCAAAGAUACAGUGGAUUGCAGCCUGGUCCUCCAUUCGCCUCCGUGGGAGAAGUGGCUGCAGAUCAUGGCAGAGAAUCUGGGCACCGACAACGCCAGCGUCUCCUUUGAGAUGAUUGCCUCCUUCACAGCUUGCAAGCCGGGGAGCACCAAUUCAUUCCUUAACUUCUACAACAGCCUGAAUCAGAGCCAGAGCACUCCAGCCCUGGGCGGGGGUCCCAAUGCCAGCACCCCGGGAAUGCUGGGGAACACCACUCUACCCGCAGUGGGUGCUGCAAACAAUGCAUCCGACCCAGGGACCUUCUGCCUCCAGAAUCAGCCCGUCAUCCGUGAGGACCUGGAUGUUGCCUCUGUGAGGUUCAGAGUCAUAAAUGGGCCCAGCAUUCCUGUCCACUCUGAAUUCCCCACGCUUCUCCUCUUCAACUUGAAUACUGGCAUGGACAGUGGAGGCACCCUGGUGGUGAACCUGCUGCUGAACGAGAUCUUGUGUGUUUUGUUUCCACAGACAUCCCUAAGCAUAGGCAAUGCUAGUGUGUUCGCGUGCAUGAGUGCUGCCUCUCCAGUGCUGACUCUCAAUACCACACAGAACUGCAGCACAGCUUUUUUCCAGGGCUACCCUCUGAACGUGACCGCGUCCUCCACAGAAGCAACACUGAUUAUUCCCUACCCAGAGACUGACAACUGGUUCCUUUCCCUGCAGCUAAUCUGCCCACAGGGCCAGGGGGAAUGUAAUAAAGCGAAAGCCAAAGUGACUGUCUCUACAUACCUCACCCCCUGCUUUGACGACUGUGGGACAUAUGGACAGUGCAGUCUUCUGAGAAGACAUGGCUACCUCUACGCUGGCUGCAGCUGUAAAGCUGGUUGGAGCGGAUGGAGCUGCACUGAUAACACUAAAGCCCAGUCUGUCAGCUCACAGAAUCUGGCCACCCUUCUGCUCACUCUCAGUAACCUCAUGUUCCUGCCAGCCAUUGCAGUUGCUCUGUAUCGCUACUACCUGGUGGAGGCCUCUGUUUACACCUACACCAUGUUCUUCUCCACGUUCUACCAUGCGUGUGACCAGCCAGGAGUCGCUGUGAUGUGCAUCAUGGAUUACGACACUCUGCAGUACUGCGACUUCCUGGGCUCCGUCGUUGCCAUUUGGGUGACGAUCCUGUGUAUGGCCCGAGUGAAGAAAAUCUUAAAAUACGUUCUCUUUGUGCUGGGGACCCUGUUAAUUGCCAUGUCCCUGCAGCUGGACCGCAGAGGCAUUUGGAACAUGAUGGGCCCCUGUCUUUUUGCUCUCAUCGUCAUGAUCAUGGCAUGGGUUUACCAUGGAGUGAAGCGCCGCCAUUGCUACCCCACCUCAUGGAAGCGCUGGGUUUUCUACCUCAUUCCAGGGAUCACCUUGGCUUUCGUCGCCAUCUUGGUGUAUGCAUUCAUGGAAACCAAUGACAACUACUACUACACGCACAGCAUCUGGCACAUCCUGGUGGCCAGCAGCGUGGCUUUCCUACUCCCGCCUUGUGACAAGCAUAAGAAGCCCUGGGCCUGGUCACAGAAGCUCAUCUGUCGCUAUCAGAUAUGCAAAAAUGACCGUGAGGAGCUCUAUGCGGUGACCUGAGUCGGGCUGGUGUGUGCAGGGUCACAGGCCAGUGGGAUGGAGGGCUUGCUUGGGCCCCUCUUCUCCAGACCAGUGAGAACUGCCACCUCUGCAUGCUCAGAAAUCAGUAAUGCACUUGUUUGCUAGCCAGGGCAGCACAAUGGCAGGAGCAGGUUUGACUGUGCAGAUGCUGGGCCUCUGCCUCCGGGGAAGAUGGUGACAAGGAGUCCCUGCACCCUUCCACGGGAUAGGGAGAGGCUUCUAAUGUUUUUUAUAAAUGAAGGAAUAGCCUGCAUCCACAUGCCACCAAAAAGACGAGAGCUCCAUUCCCUUCCUGCCAUGGCACUGGUCUGGGGCUCACUGUUACCAACCAUAGCAAGGACUCUGGCACCAGAGUGCCUCUCCCAAUGCCAAUUCCUCGCAGAGGGCUCCAAGGUGGUGCCUGGCUUUGUUUCCACCAGGAGUUCCUGUGAUCUCCCCUCGCUUUGCCAUGGUAAGGGCAACUACCCCAACUGUUUAUGAGCUGGAGCUGGUGGCCUCUUUCAGCAAGGCAUGUCUGUCUCAUCUUGGCAUUACUGGGGAGCUGCAGGGGUGCAGUGGGCUGCCCAUCCCAAAGCAAAACUAUGGAAAUAGAGGCACACUGUGCUCACGUGUUCUAGAACUAGCUGCCCCUUUGCCCACCUCCAUGAUACGCUGAAGGGUGCGAGUCCAUCACACCCUGCUUUGUGUUGGGGGAAUAAUGACUGACGUGGAAAUUCUGCCACUGAAACAAGAACCAAACCCCAGAUCAGGCUACUGCUUUCUCUCUUGUUCCUAUCAAGUGUCAGGUCAGCAGCUGCUGGAGUUUGUUUAAAUGCCCUUAGCGGCUAUAGCAGUUCUUGUGAUUGCAGUAGGUAGCUGAGAGAAGGUAGGUGAGUCCUGGAUAGAGGGUCUGUCUUAGGAGGAGGGGGCAGAAUGAGACUGACAUCCCAUGUAUUGGAUAGCUGUGUCUUGCUGAACAUGGUGGGACAAAUUUUCAACCUGGCCUUAACUAGGCCUCCCUUUCCAGAGGUUGAAUUAUUUGCAUCCACAGCUGAGAACAUGCCGAUGUCAAAGUGCACGUACCGGGGCAAAAUUGCAACUGCAACUAUUUGUGUGCAAUUUGUAGCAAGCAAAAGGAAGCCAGUGCCUGAACAUCUGGCCUGGUGGAUGUUCAACGUAUGCAACUUCUGGCUUUUCCCUCAGGGAUGCUGACUAUUUUAUACUUAGAUCUGGUGUGACUAGAGGGUUGUAUAUUUCCUGUAUACAAUAUGGAGUCUGAUUGCUAUUUGACAUCAAGGAUCCUUCCUUCACAAUGAUCAGCUGCAGAGGAAGACAGCGAAGGCUCUGUUUAAACCCUGUGGUUGGGAGAAGGGAAGAGAGUAAGAGCUGUUAAUUAAGGGCACUUUCUCUGGGUAAGAUUAUUUGGCUUUUGAAAAAUAGCCCAGUAUUUUGCCAGCUGCUUACAGCCUCGAGCUUUACCCUUCUGUAGCAACUAAUCCAGCCACCAGCUAACUUAAAGUUCCAACAAACUCUCUUCAGGGGGGCUGGGCUAGAUUUGGUGCAGGUAAAUCUGGGGAAGACCUGCAAGCUGAGUUGACCUGCAUCUUGCUCCUGGAGUAGAAGCAGAGAUGAAAACUUCACAUUGGUUGCCAUAUUUCUUUACAAAUUAAUUUUUUCAAACAGACAUACAGAUGAGCGAAUAACACUCAUUGUACCUAGAUGAAAAAGCCACUAAUGGAAGGAAAAAAAUGGUUAUGGCUAUUGCAGGUUGUUUAGAAAUACUUGUAUCUCUUCACUCCAUGCUACAGGUAAUGUGAAUUUGUAUGGAAGAGGCUGAGUGGUAACACUAAGUGUUGUGGUAGUCCGACUUUUUAGUUUUUCCAAGCAACAUGAAGACAGGAUUUUUAUAUUGAGACAUAAUGUCCCAAAUCCACUGGCCUUUGUUGUUCUGCUAUAGGCUUGGGUGUCUCUUAUUGUUCCUUUCACCUCCUGUAGCAAUGCUCUAGUUAGUAAUUUUGUACCUUGUUGGAGCAGGAUUUCAAACACUCUGGGAUUCCUAUAACUUAAUCACCAGUUUUUAGCGCUUUCUCUUCAGUUGUUACUACUUAGUUGUAAGCUGAGCACUGGCCUUAGAGGAUUGUAGUACAUAGUUUGCAACUCUUUCAUACAUAGAAUGCUGCAUUUGCAGCCAGGAUGCUGCGCAUUAACUAGAUGGAGCAAUAAUACUCUAAUUUAUGCCUUUUUAAUAUAGUUUUCAAUGCUGUGAAGUACAUUGAGCUUUGGGAUGGCUGGGGGGUAAAUACCUGUAAUUAUUUUGCUAGUCUUAUUCCUCUUCAUCCUCAACACUAUGAUUGGAAAGAAUUAUCUUGUAUAGUUUUACUGGGAGAAAUAAAUACUUUGUCAAUUACCUCGGGUAGAAUUUGAGCAGAUGCCAGUAUUUAAAUACUUGAUUUUUUUGCUGUAAUUUUUGUGGUUUAAUUUUAUUUUAUAUAGUGAAUUUUAAAGCUUCUCGUUUUUAUAAUUUAAUAAAUGUAAUUAUACUUGAGAUCGUCCAAUCCGCAAUGGCACUUUCUGGAAUGGGAUUUUAUAUUUGUAUGUCUAAGGCAAGAAAUCAAAUAAAAAGCAAAACCAA